AUGCGAGUUAUCAUUCAGCGUGUUAAAAAUGCCGCUCUCAGUGUAAUUAAAGAAGAGAGCAAGGAAACGGAAAAGCAGUUAGAACUAUUUAGCGAAAUAAAAAAUGGAAUAAUCUGCUUCGUAGGAAUACACAAAAAUGAUACUUGGAAGGAUGCCAUGUACAUCAUUCGGAAGUGUCUGAAUCUGCGACUCUGGUCAGAUGGUAACAAAAGUUGGGAUAAAAGUGUGAAAGAUUUAAAUUAUGAAAUUCUCUUUGUUUCUCAAUUUACUCUUUUUGCUAAUACGAAAAAGGGAAACAAGCCAGACUUCCAUCUAGCCAAAGAACCGAAAGAAGCCCUAGCUAUGUACAACAAAAUGGUUGAGCAAUUUGCUAAGGACUACAAUCAUGAAAAAAUAAAAACUGGAAAAUUUGGAUGCUACAUGAAUAUACAAGUUACCAAUGAUGGACCUGUUACUAUUUUUAUUGAUAGCCACGACGUCAAUUUGGAUAACUGA
Molecule: messenger RNA, 495 nt
Organism: Plasmodium knowlesi strain H
Lineage: Eukaryota; Apicomplexa; Aconoidasida; Haemosporida; Plasmodiidae
Product: D-tyrosyl-tRNA(Tyr) deacylase, putative
Exons: 1
Coding region: 1-495 (164 amino acids)
Biological process (GO): tRNA metabolic process
Cellular component (GO): cytoplasm
Molecular function (GO): D-tyrosyl-tRNA(Tyr) deacylase activity
Source: RefSeq, a predicted model, not a curated record